Messenger RNA from Podarcis muralis (Common wall lizard), 6763 nucleotides. RefSeq names its product PH domain and leucine rich repeat protein phosphatase 1 (gene PHLPP1). NCBI's taxonomy places the organism in Eukaryota, Metazoa, Chordata, Lepidosauria, Squamata, Lacertidae. Gene Ontology annotation, molecular function: protein binding. Gene Ontology annotation, cellular component: cytoplasm. The record is from RefSeq and is a predicted model, not a curated record.
GCGCCGCUCCGACGAGGCCUGCUGCAAUUAAUAUUCAUAAGGAGCCUCCGAAGUGGAGGCCGGGCCGGGUGGGAGGGAGGAGGAGGAGGAGGCGGUGGCUGCUUGCUCGCUCGCUUGCUGCUGCUCCUGAUCCUCCCCCCACCCUCCAGUCCCUAAUGGCGCUGGCAGCAGCUGCGCGGCGGCGGCGGCGGGCUUGAGCCGAAUGGAACGCGGCGACAGCGACGGAAUGUUCGCAGUUGCUACAUAAUCGCGCCCCCCCCGCCCCCCGCCCGCCGCUUUGGAACGCGGCGUGUCUCCGCGUUCCACAAUGGAACCUGCGCAGCAACCUCAGCGCGGGAGCAGGGCAGCGGCGGCUGCCCCGACGGCCGGCAAGCGGGAGCGGCCCGGCUACGCGGGCCAGGCCGGCACCGAGGGCCCGCUGAGAAGCGGCGAGGCAGCAGCAGCCGUUGCUGUCGCAGCAGCAGCAGAGGGUGUAGCCGGGGGCGGCCCGCAGCGGCGAAGGAGGCGAGGGGCCGUGGCUGGAGCCGGCGGCGGCGCGGCUUCCCUCACGCUGGCGGCCAACGGGACUCCGGCAGCGGCCGUCCCCAGCAGCGGCGGCGCCAACUCGCUUCUGCUGCGGAGGGGCAGGCUGAAAAGGAACCUCUCGGCCGCCGCCUCCUCGUCGUCGUCGUCGUCGUCUUCCUCCUCGGCCGCCGCCGCCGCCGCUGCCGCCUCGCUGGGCACCCGCAGCCUGGAUCGGAAGGCGCUGCUUCUGCUGCCCAAGCCGCCCCGGCAGCUCCAGCCUCUGCAGCCGCCGGAGCGGGACUGGGUGCGACGGGACCUCCAGCGGGGAUGCGUCCAUGUCUAUACUACCACCACCACCACCAUCACCAGCAGCGAGGGGGCGGCGGCGGCUGACCUGCGGCCGGUGCUUUGCACCUUGGAGACGACGGCGGCCGAGGUGGCGUCGCGGUUGUUACAGCUCGGGCACCGUGGAGCGGGCAGCAGCGCCGUCCGGGUCUUGGGGAAGGCGGCGGCGGCGGCAGCAACCACCGCAGAGGCGCGCGGCCCCCAUGAAGAAGAAGGGGAGGAAGAGGAGGAAGAAGAGGAGGAGGAUGAAGGAGAAAUGGACGGCGAUUUUGCGGCAGACCCAUCCGCCGAGCCCGGGGGAGCAGAAGAGGCGCUGCCCGGCCCCGCGGAGGCUUCGACUUGCCCAGCUGGCAGCCUGACCCCGAUACCGGCCGGGAGGAGGCCGCGAAACCGUCGGGGGACCCCCAGCGGUUUGGGGGGCGGCGGCGAGGCGGCUCCCCGACCGGGGCGUUUGGCUCUCGGCGGCGGGGAGAACGGCCGCGCAGGUGGGCGCCCCUGCCUGUCGCCCUCCGACUGCAGCCCCGGGCGGGCCUUUCCUCCUCUGCCACCUGCGCAGCUCUACCUAUCGGGCCCGCCGCUCUCCUGCCCGUCCCUCCUGGGGGGCUCGGACACGGAGAGCUUCAGCCCCAGCGCGGAGAGCACCUCGGACCGGCUGGACGCCUACAGCGGCGGCGGCGGCUCCUCGUCUUCGUCGGAGGAGUUAGAGGCGGACCCUCCUCCUCCUGGGCCGGCAACGGCAGAGGGGGAAGGGGCCGGAUCGGGGCCUGGCAGGAGCCGCCGGGCCCGCCUGGGCGGCCUGCCGUCGGCGCACGCGGAGAACCCCCGGGGGGGCAGAGCCGCGGGGGAGUCCCCCGGCGUGGGGAAGGCGCCGGGAGGGGAUCCCUCUUCCGCCGGGGAUGCCGCCGACGCCUCCUCCCCGCGGCAGCCUCCGGCCUUGUACGUGCAGCUGCAUGGGGAGACCGCCCGCCGGCUGGAGCCUCACGAGCAGCCCUUGCAGGUCCAAAACGACUACCUCUCGCAGCUGGGCUUCCGGGACCUGUGGCGGGUGCAGGAGGAGGGCAUGGACUCAGAGACCGGCUGCCUCAUCCGCUUCUAUGCAGGAAAGCCCCACAGCAUUGGCAACUCUGAACGGAUUCAGCUCUCAGGAAUGUACAAUGUUCGAAAAGGGAAAAUGCAUUUGCCGGUCAACAGAUGGACAAGACGCCAAGUUAUCCUUUGUGGGACGUGCCUAAUUGUAUCUUCGGUGAAAGAGAGCCAGACUGGAAAGAUGCAUGUGCUCCCCUUAAUCGGUGGAAAGGUUGAAGAAGUUAAAAAGCACCAGCACUGUUUAGCAUUUAGCUCUUCUGGACCUCAGAGCCAGAGUUACUACAUCUGUUUCGACACUUUCACUGAGUACUUGCGGUGGCUACGGCAAGCUUCAAAGAUUGCAUCGCAGCGAAUAAGCUCAGUGGAUCUCUCAUGUUGCAGCCUGGAGGAUCUCCCUGCCAACCUCUUCUAUAGCCAGGACCUCACUCAUCUCAAUCUGAAGCAAAACUUCCUAAGGCUGAACCCUAGCCCAUCCACAGCCAGGGGACUGAACGAGCUACAAAGGUUCAGUAAGCUGAGGAGCCUUAACCUUUCCAACAAUCAUUUAGGAGAGUUCCCAUUGGCAGUCUGCAGCAUUCCAACCUUGACUGAGCUCAACGUGUCCUGCAAUGCACUCAGAAGUAUUCCAGCGGCCGUCGGUGAUAUGAACAACUUACAGACCUUCUUGUUGGAUGGGAACUUCCUCCAGAGCCUUCCCGCUGAGUUGGAAAGGAUGCCCCAGCUUAACUACCUGGGUCUUUCUUUCAACGAGUUCAGCGGCAUUCCCGAGGUGUUAGAGAAGCUGCCUGCCAUGGACAAACUCUGUAUGUCUGGAAACUGCAUGGAAACGCUCUGCUUGCAGGCGCUGAACAGAAUGCCACACAUCAAACAUGUAGAUCUAAGGUUAAAUGUCAUUAGGAGGUUGGUGGCGGACGGCGCUGAUUUCCUACAUCACGUCACCCAGCUCGAUCUUCGGGACAAUAAACUAGGCGAACUCGACGCCACCAUCUUCAACAACGUUGAAAUACUGCACUGUGAAAGAAACCAGCUGGUCAGCCUCAAAAUCAGCGGAUAUUUGCUUAAAGCUCUUUACGCCACUUCAAAUGAACUUGUUCACCUUGAUGUGUAUCCUGUUCCAAACUAUCUGACUUACAUGGAUGUUUCUAGAAACCACCUUGAGAGCCUUCCUGAAUGGGUCUGCGAUAGCAGGAAGCUGGAAGUUCUGGAUCUGGGCCACAAUCAAAUAUGUGAACUGCCUGCCCGGUUAUUUUGCAAUAUCAGCUUGCGGAAGUUGCUCGCAGGACACAAUCAAUUAGCCAGGCUACCAGAAAGGAUCGAACGGACGCAUGUCGAGGUCUUGGACGUGCAACACAACCUGCUUACAGAGCUGCCAUCUAAUUUGCUGUUGAAAGCUGACAGCUUAAGGUACCUGAACGCUUCUGCCAACAAACUGGAAAUGCUGCCUCCAGCCACUCUUUCGGAAGAGACCCACAGCAUUUUGCAGGAACUGUAUUUGACCAACAAUCACCUCACGGAUAAAUGCGUGCCCUUAUUAACGGGUCACCCGCACCUGAAGAUCUUGCAUAUGGCCUACAACCGCCUGCAGAGCUUUCCCGCAAGUAAAAUGGCCAAACUUGAAGAGCUGGAAGAAAUUGACGUUAGCGGAAACAAACUGAAAUCUAUCCCCACAACCAUUAUGAACUGUCGACGCAUGCAUACUGUGAUUGCACACUCCAAUUGUAUCGAAGUCUUCCCAGAGGUCAUGCAGCUUGGUGAAAUCAAGUGUGUGGACCUGAGCUGUAAUGAGCUGACUGAAGUCACAUUACCUGAAAACUUGCCUCCGAAGCUGCAGGAACUAGACUUGACUGGAAACCCCAGACUUGCCCUGGAUCACAAAACCCUGGAGCUAUUGAAUAACAUCCGUUGUUUCAAGAUUGACCAGCCUUCAGCCGGAGAUGCCUCAGGAGCCCCAGCCGUGUGGAGCCAUGGUUACACGGAAGCCUCGGGAGUUAAGAACAAGCUGUGCGUGGCGGCUCUUUCCGCCAACAACUUCUGCGACAACCGGGAGGCCCUCUAUGGCGUCUUUGACGGGGACCGCAACGUGGAAGUGCCUUACCUCUUGCAGUGUACCAUGAGCGACAUCUUGGCCGAGGAGCUGCAAAAAACAAAGAGCGAAGAGGAGUACAUGAUCAACACUUUCAUCGUAAUGCAGAGGAAACUUGGAACGGCUGGGCAGAAGCUUGGAGGCUCUGCUGUCCUUUGCCAUAUCAAGCAUGACCCGAUAGACCCAGGCGGAUGCUUCACCUUAACCUCUGCCAAUGUGGGGAAGUGCCAAUCUGUUCUCUGCCGGAACGGAAAACCUCUGCCUUUAUCCAGGUCUUACAUGAUGAACUGCGAAGAAGAGUUGAGGAGGAUCAAGCAGCACAAGGCCAUCAUCACAGAAGACGGCAAAGUGAAUGGCGUGACGGACUCGACGAGGAUCUUGGGGUACACCUUCCUUCACCCGAGCGUGGUUCCUCGCCCUCACGUGCAGUCCAUCACGUUGACUCCUCAGGACGAAUUCUUCAUUCUGGGCAGCAAAGGCCUCUGGGACAGCCUUUCCGUCGAAGAAGCCGUGGAAGCCGUCAGGAACGUCCCCGACGCUCUGGGAGCCGCCAAGAAGCUCUGCACGUUGGCCCAGAGCUACGGCUGCAACGACAGCCUCAGCGCUGUGGUGGUCCAGCUCAACGUCACCGAGGACAGCUUCUGCUGCUGCGAGCUCAACGGCGCCCCCCCUCCCAGCCCGGGCAUCUUCCCCCAGUCGGUCAACGUGGUCAUCAAAGACAAGCCUUCGGACGCCCUGGGGAUGCCCUCCUCCAGCAGCGGCAUGGCCUCCGAGAUCAGCAGUGAGAUCUCGACCUCCGAAAUGAGCAGCGAGGUGGGGUCCACGGCCUCCGACGAGCCCCCUCAGGUAACCAUGAACGAGAACAGCCCAGCCUACCCCAGCGAGCAGCGCUGCAUGCUCCACCCAGUCUGCCUCUCCAACUCUUUCCAGAGGCAGCUCUCCAGCGCCACCUUCUCCAGCGCCUUUUCGGACAACGGGCUCGACAGCGACGACGAGGAGCCCAUCGAAGGCGUCUUCUCCAACGGCAGCCGGGUGGAAGUGGAGGUGGACAUCCACUGCGGUCGCGCCAAGGAGAAGCUCCUGCUGCUGCAGGCCCCCGUGGAGGCCAGCGACGAGGGCAUCGUCAUCAGCGCCAACGAAGACGAGACCUGCCUCCUCCGCAAGGCCGACCCUUUGGCCACGGGGACCAUCGGGCGCCGGCGAGGCAAUGGCUCCGUAGCCCCUCAGGAGAGGAGCCACAACCUCAUCGAAGUGGCGGCCGACGCGCCGCUGAGGAAAACUGGGGGGUACUUUGCAGCCCCGGCUCAGCCAGAUCCCGACGAUCAGUUUAUUAUCCCGCCGGAGCUCGAAGAGGAGGUCAAGGAGAUAAUGAAGCAACACCACGAACAACAACAACAGCAGCAGCAGCAGCAGCAACAACAACAACAACAGCAACAACAGCGGCAAUACCAGAUGGACCAGCUGCCAGAUUAUUACGACACGCCGCUAUGACCGAGCUUGACAAAAUAAGCUGACCAGACACUGAGAGCUUGGAGGCUCGUUAGGUUUGUAUUACACUAGCAGGGUAGGGAGGGGAGAGAAAGAGAGAGGGGGGUUUUUUUUGGUUCCAAUUUCUCUUCCAGACACUUCCCCCUCUACUGAGAACUGCAGCUGCUGCUUCUUGUUUGUUAGCUGUAAUAAUCACAGAUUAUUCCCUCCCUUCCCCCUCUCUUCUAGUGAUGCUUCACCAGUUAGAAUUGAACUAGUUUAACUCUUCCCCUUCCUUAACAUAUCAGAUGUAAAAAAAAAAAGCAAAGAAAAAUAAGAAUAAAAGGUUUAAUAUAUUGCAGAGAAAACUGAGAAUGAUGUUGAUGUAAUAUUUUUUAAAAUCGUUCUUUCCCCCCCUCCCUUGGUUUGUUUGGAAAACACAGGGCAGUAUUGCCAGUGCUAAAUGAUUAAGUAAUAUUGUAAUACUGUAUUUCUUUGAGAGAAAAAAAAGGCUUUUUUGGUCUUGAAAAUGGAUAGACAUUUGUAGAAUUAUGGAGACUAACUCCUAGGAGUUGCUUUUACUCUUUCAGGUGACUUUAAGUCACUGAGAUUCACUAAUUUUCUCUGAGAGAACAGCUGAUUGGGAAAUUCCUGUAAAUAACUCAGUGUUGUAUAGUGAUGCUUCAAACGUUUUUUGUAGUCUCGGCAGGAGGACGCAACCUGACGAACUGAUAGUUUGUCUUCCCCAUCCCGAAUUCCCAACCCCACGGGGUGCUUUCGCAUGUAUGUCAAAAGCUCCCUCCGCCGACAUGCGAUACAACCAAGCUUGGAGAGCAGGGAGAUCGUAGGAGCUCUGAGGGUCUCCCAGCAGCGUUAGCUGGUUUGGAGAGCGUUGGCCCAUCGUGUCUAUGGCCACCAUUGGCUGGCUGAGCCAAAGUCACCAACAGUAUGUUUGCUCAUGUGUGGAAUUGCCCCUAAGUGAUUGGUUCUUUGGGCUACGACUCCAUAAUAAAUUUAGCAGGAGUGUAGGAAUUAGGUGGAUGUUGGGCCACAAACACCUGAGUUACUUAAUUAUUAUUUUUUUUGGUCUUCUUCUUCACCAUUAACUCUUUCGCAGGCACAUUUUUGUGUGUGUUCCUCCCUGCUGCCACAACCAGCAUGAUUGUAUAGAGUUCAUUUACUGUAGAUCAUUUACAUACCAAGAGUUAUAUUAAAAGAAGAAUGCACAAAUGAACAUGUCAUAAUUUUUGUUAUAAUAAAUACGAAAAUUUACAAAUA